AUGUCGUCGCUCCUGUCGCCCUUCAACUUCGGGCAGAAGCACGCAUACUUCCACGUCAACGUCACCAUCCACGAGCUCACCAACGUACCGUUGGUCGCAGGCCACUUUUCCUGCAAGUGGGCCGUCCGGGGCCACCACUCGCUCGCUGCGCUCCAGCAUUCGGCCACUGCGGCGGCACAGCAGCACGGCCACAUCCUCCAUCCCUCGUCGCAGCAGCAGCAGCAGCCGCACCCUUCUCACCCUCAGUCCAGCUCCGGUAGCGCCAUCGAUGCGGACAAGUCGAGCAGCAGCCUCCCGAGGCAGAGCUCCGACUCUCCCGACCUGCCGUCCGCCUCGUCGUCGCGCACCAGCUUCGGGCAGCACAGUCACCUGGCAAGGUCUCAGAGAUCCCCGACCGAGGUGACCGUCACCGAGGCCCCGGAAGACACCGCCGGCCGCGACGGCCCUGCGGCGUCCGGCCACACCUCGUCCGCCCGCUCCCUUCGUCACAGCUCCUCGAGAGCCACGAUAGGCUCCACCGUCUCGUCGCUCCGGCCCGCCUCGGCCGCUGGGGACUCGACGUACCCACGCACUCCCGAGCCCCACCGCGUCAAUUUCUUCACCGAUGUCGUCGACAGGAUCAAGGCUCGUCACGGCGCUCGCGACGUGAACAAUGACGAGGACGAUGCCGGGGAAGGGGAGGACGCCGAUGAUAUCGAAAACAGCGGGACGCUCUCGUCCGCUGCGGGCUCCUCGUCCAGGGUCACGCUCGAUGUCUCGAACGGCCGCGACGACGCUUCCAUCGCUGGCGCCGAGGGGAUCUCCGCGCCCCGUCUCGCGCGGCGGGGCAGCGGGGCGAGUCGCCGCACCACGGCCUCGACCAAGACGUCGGCCUCGAAAGGGUCAAGGAAGGCCGCCUCCAUCCACGCCGACGGUCAGCAGCCCGCCCUGGAUCCGUUCCUCUUCUUUCGCCAGCAGCCCAAGGGCGAGACCGAUUACCGGCCGGUGCGCGACAACGCCGUCAAGUGGAACACGUCGCUCCAGGUCGGCGUCAAGGUGCCCAUCGACCGGUCCAAGCCAGCUAGCACCCACCCGAGCGGCUCCUCGACUCCCAGCCACUACAGCCGCGACGCGUCCACCGCCGACAGGGGCUCGCGCGGCAGCAGGCGGGACGGACAUGGACAGGGCCAGGACGUCAAGGCCGCGUGGGGAAGCCUGCUCUCGUCGGAGCUCAAGAUUACCAUUCGGCAGGACCUUCCCUCUUCUUCGAGGAGCGACGAGAUUCCUACCAAGAUGGGCCACGUCACCCUGAACCUUGCCGAGUAUGCACCAGACCCGCCCGCGGCGAGCCCCACGGGACCCAGCCGCGACCCUCAUCACCACCACCACCACCAUCACCACCACCAUCACCAUCAUCACCACCAUCACCACCAUCAGUCGCACUCGAACUCGCCGGCACGGACGAGCCGCAGCGAGACCCGCCGCUAUCUGCUCAACGAGAGCAAGACCAACGCGACACUCAAGGUCACGGUCGAGAUGACGUACGUUGGCGGCGCUCGCGAGUACGCCGUCCCCUCGCUCUCCAAGGGCCUGAUGGCCGGUGGCGUCUCGCAGAUGAUGGAUGGCCUCACUGGCGUGCUCGACUGGUACAACCGCCGCAACCAGGCGCACGGUCCCAGCAGCUCCGUCGCUCGCGACUCCCGGAGAAGCAGCAGCUCGGAUAGCAGCAGCCUCCGCAACGACGUCUCCUCGACGUCGGCCGCUGGCGCCAUGACCAAUUCGCUGAGCCUGGCGCCCGGCAGUGCCAACCAGCGUGGCUUCCCGGGCAGCAAGGUGCCGAGCGGCAGCAGCCUCUCGCUGCCGCAGCAGAUCUCCUCGGCCGCCACCUACCUCAGCCCGGCGCUCCAGAACGCCAACAAGCGCAAGGUGCCGAACCGGAUCCCGUCGCGCAGCCUCAUGGACUCGACGACGGCCGCAGGCGCCGCUACAUCCUCGUCGACUGCAUCACAGCCUUCCGGCCGCUCCCAUCGCGGCGGCGGCGGCGGCAGCGCGGCCCAAGCGAACACCGCCAACUCCUUUUCCUUCUCCAGCAGCGCCCACUACCAGCACGACAAGCCGCCCGAGGACGUUGUCAACGCCAUCUUCAGCGGGGUCGGCAGCAGGAACCGGAGCGGCAGCAGCAGCCAGCGGCAGACCCAAGCGCGGAAUCCGGCCGACCAGCAGCAGUCCGCCCUCGAUCAGCUCCUCUCGGCCACCGUCACGCGGUCGGAUCGGGUUCCAAGGAGCGGACCCUCCUCGGCGCCACCGACAUCCCAGGGCGGCAUGGGCGGCGUCGGCCUCGGCGCUCGUCCGGAGCUGCGGUCGAGGAAGGUCAGCACGGCCAGCAACAUCUCGAACAGGUCCAAGCGGUCGGAGCGCUCCUUCCUCUUCGGAGGCGGCGGCAGCGGCAAGGGGGCGGACAAGGACAAGGACAAAGCCAAGGCGAACAAGAAGGCGGCCAGGGAAGGCGGCGAUGACGCGAGCCCGACCGCGUCGCUCAAGGCGCUGCCACCAGGCGGAGCCGCCGAACGAGGCGACGGCGGGUCGUCUGCAUCCGCCAGUGUCGUCGCCUUCGACAUGGCCACGGGCAGCAGUGGCGUCGUCUCCUCGUCGGCAGGCGACGCGAGCGUCGACGCUGAUGGUGGCUCAAACGGGCUGCGCCCGCCAGCGGCUGGCAAGAGACAGCCGAGCAUCCGCUGGGACAUCGACCGCAGCAGUGGCGACCCAGACGUCGGCCAAGGCGGCUCGGCCGAGGCCGGCGGCGACGACAGCUCUGGGAAACCACCAGCGUCGGAUCGCGACCUGCUGAAGCCUCCGUCUGUCGUCAUCGGACACGCCUACGUGCCCAUCCGAGCGGGCGGGAUCCAGGCAGCGUCGCGCUCGGAUCUCGACCUCGACCACGUGUCGUCCAUCGAGAGCCUGGCGGCGGACCCGACUCGGCGAUCAGGCGCCACCAAGCCCGGGGCGGAAGGGCAGCUACCAACGCCACCCUCGGCUCCGACCUCGCUACCGCCAUCGCUGACCUCGGGUUCUGCGACGCCUUUCGAGGUCAGCGACGGCAACCUCGCCAUGGGCCUCGGGCUGAGGCUUGAAGGUGAGCCGCUGCGGGCCCGUCCGCGGCUGGCGUCCCACCACUCGGAGAGCAACGUGUCGAUGCUGCGGGCAGGCUCGGGGCUGUCGCGGUUCGAUGUCCUGGCAGAUGACCAGGGUCUGCCCUCGACAUCCCCGUCGUCGUCGUCGUCGUCGCCGGUCACCGCUGCUGCCCUCGCGGCCGAGCAAGCGGCCAGACCGCCGCUGCCGGCCGGCCUCGCUGCGCCCGCCCCGCAACACGACCGCAACCGCAAGACGAGCGCUAGCGAUCUGCGGUCGACGUACCGCACCCAGCUACCGUUCGCCUCGGGCCUGGGCUCGGGCGCCGUCGUCGGCCUCGAACGCAUCCGCAAGACGUCGAGGGCGAUGGGCGAGUACGCCAAGGACAAGUUCAACAACCACCUCGCCAUGGUCCGCUCCCACACCUCGGGCCACGGCGGCAGCAGCGGUGCCGGGAGUCGGAGGGACGCGGCGCUCAAGGAGGGCGGCGGGGCCGUGUCGGGCGGCGGUCGCAAGGUGUCCAAGGGCGUGCUCGGCGUCGAGCCCAACGAGGCCGUGUCGCGCGGCUGGAAGGGCGCCGGCUGGCGCAUCGCCCUCGAGCCCGAGAUCAUCAACCCCUUUGUCCAGCGGCAGCAGGAGCAGCCCGCCACGCUCUCGAGGCCGGCUCACCUCCAUGCGCGGCAGAACUCGGACAUCUCCGUCUACUACGACGUCGACGACGACGAGACGCUCCUCGAGGAUGACACCGACGGCGGCGAUGAUGGGCGUGCGACCGGACCGGGCGCUGCGACAGCGGCGGCGUCGGGCGCGGAAGAGGAGGCGGCGAGGAAGGCCGCCGAGGUCGAAGGGCGACCGAGCGACAGCCGCACCGUCGUCCAAGCUGGCGGCGACGAGCCGCCCAUCGACGUGCUGGCAAAGAAGAAGGUGGCCUUCCCCAGCGUCGUGGCGAUCACGGCCGCCGCCGCGCUGUAG
This is a messenger RNA of Pseudozyma flocculosa PF-1, 4080 nucleotides long. RefSeq lists its product as uncharacterized. The record is from RefSeq and is a predicted model, not a curated record. The coding region runs from base 1 to 4080 and encodes 1359 amino acids. NCBI's taxonomy places the organism in Eukaryota, Fungi, Basidiomycota, Ustilaginomycetes, Ustilaginales, Ustilaginaceae. The transcript has a single exon.